AACCCGGAGCGCGAAUCCGGCCUCACCGCGCAUGUCGACUUUCUCCUUUCUAUAAGAAGCUGCCGUUUCUGCUGCUCAUAUUUUUUUCGGAUCACCCUACUCAUGUGGAACACCAAGAAAAUAUCUUUGACAAAUCACAUUAACAUCAUGUCUAAACACGUCAUCAUUGUCGGCGCUGGCACCGCCGGUCUUGCCCUCGGCCAUGCCCUCCAGAAAGCCAAUGCCGACAUAUCUUUUGCCGUGUAUGAGCGUGAUCGCACUCGCUCCGAUGGUCUCUUUGGAUACAGAGUUGGAAUAUCACCCGAAGGCGCACGGUGCUUGGCCGCCUGCAUACCACCAGAGUUGUUCAAAAUCUUUCAGCAAACAACAGCACUUCCACCUGACAACCUCAACAUGCUUACAGAACAGCUACAGGAGCUUCUAUCCGUCAGCGGGCUUAGCAAGGUAGCUGAUGACAAAAUAGGAGCUGAAUAUUCCGUCAGCAGAAUGACUCUUCACCAAGUUCUAUUGACCGGCUUAGAAGAUAAGGUUCACUUUGACAAGAAUUUUGAACGAUACACGAACAACGCAGACGGUACUAUCACAGCAUACUUCAAGGAUGGCACCUUGGCUACCGGUGAUUUGCUGGUUGCGGCCGACGGUACAAAUUCAAAGAUUCGAAAGCAAUAUCUGCCACAGGCUACGCUGAGGGACUCUGGAAUUUACGGUCUUACCGCGAAGGUGCCGCUAAACGACGAGACGAGGAAACUACUCACGCCGAAGAUGAUACGAGGCGUCAAUUUGAUUAAUGCCCAACACGGUGAUAGCUGUAUUAUUCACGUGAUGGAAUUUCCCUGGGAUCACGAUGGCGAGCUGAAGAACAAUAUUGGCGGAAACGACCGAGAGCUACUGAAGAUGUGGCCAGGCGCAAACUUUGACAAUACUAACGACUACAUCCUCUUAGGAUUUGGAGGACACAAUGCCUAUCUCCCAAAGGAUAUCAUGUCGUUGGAUGGGCCGACUAUUCAUGCUUUAUUGCUCGAGCGAACUAAAACCUGGCACCCAAACCUCAAGAAGCUUUACGAGCUCUCGGAUCCGACGACCUGUUUCCCGAUAAAUAUUCGAACAACAGAUAGACUGGCGCCUUGGAAGAGUACCAAUAUUGCUCUGCUUGGUGAUGCUAUCCAUACUAUGACGCCUGGACUGGGUGUUGGUGCCAACACGGCGCUGCUAGAUGCAAAGAUUCUAGCCGAAAAUCUUACUCGUGUUGGUAAAGGCGAGAUGGAGCUUGUUGCUGCCGUUGCUGAGUAUGAGAAGCAAAUGCACACAUAUGCCUGGACCCGUGUCGAAAAAUCGCUAGAGAGAUUCAACGCCGACGAUGCUAUUUAUAAGCCGGGCUGGACGGGAUCGCUAGCCUUGAUGGGCAUGAGGCUUGGGAUGAGAUUUGCGAAUGCGCUGCCGCCAGUGAAGCGCAUGAUGUCGGAGCAAUUUACUAAAGAAAGAGGCAACAUUGAUGAGCGGGCGAAUUGAAAGAGGCUCAUUUGCUCUUGAUAUAAUCAGAAACACUCCUGUACUUUUAUAAUAAUAAAAAUUUCAUGUAUGAGUUACCGAAAUACACAGCCUUUUCCUCUCUACGAUGCACUUAGACCGUGGUUCCCACAUGACAACACCCCCCAAAAGCGGCACGG
[Torrubiella] hemipterigena is the source of this 1667-nucleotide messenger RNA. NCBI's taxonomy places the organism in Eukaryota, Fungi, Ascomycota, Sordariomycetes, Hypocreales, Clavicipitaceae. The record is from the annotation of a GenBank genome assembly.